Molecule: messenger RNA, 878 nt
Organism: Colius striatus (speckled mousebird)
Lineage: Eukaryota; Metazoa; Chordata; Aves; Coliiformes; Coliidae
Product: single-strand selective monofunctional uracil-DNA glycosylase-like
Exons: 3
Biological process (GO): base-excision repair
Molecular function (GO): single-strand selective uracil DNA N-glycosylase activity; oxidized pyrimidine nucleobase lesion DNA N-glycosylase activity
Source: RefSeq, a predicted model, not a curated record
GGGUGAUGGCGCCGCGGCCGUUGAGGGGCGGGACUGCGCCGUGGGGCAGGCCAUGCCAUCCUAGCAGAGGCUGAAGCCUGGGGGCUGGGGACCUGAUGAUGGAGCCAUUGGCCAAAGCUGAAGAGGAGCAGGACCUGGCAGGACAGUUCCUCCAGCUGGAGCAGGAGCAGAGUGCAUUGCUGAGGAUGCUGCCACCCUUCCAGGACCCUGUGAGCCACAUUUACCACCCCCUGGACUACGCCUGGGAGCUCCACAGUGACUUUGUGCGGCGCUUCUGCAGCACCCCAAAACGUGUCUUGUUCCUGGGCAUGAACCCUGGCCCCUUUGGCAUGGCCCAGACCGGGGUGCCUUUUGGCGACGUGUGGCACGUCCGGGAGUGGCUUCGGCUGGAAGGGACCGUGAACAAACCCCCCUCGGAACACCCCGCGCGGCCGGUGCUGGGGCUGAGCUGCCAACGGGCUGAGGUGAGCGGGGCUCGUUUCUGGGGCUUCAUCAAGAGCCUUUGCCCAGAGCCUCACCUCUUCUUCCGCCAUUGCUUCGUCCACAACCACUGUCCCCUCCUCUUCCUCGCCUCCAGUGGGAGGAACCUUCCUCCCAGCGACCUGCCCCCGAAGCAGCGCCGCCGGUUGCUGCAAGUGUGCGACCAGGCGCUGGGCAGAGCUGUGGCGUUGCUGGGGGUGGGGUUGGUGGUGGCCCUGGGUCGUUUCGCUGAACGACAAGCCAGAAAAGCUUUGGCAGAGGCUGGGCUGAUGGUCAGGGUUGAGUGGUUGCCCCAUCCCUCGCCUCGAAACCCACGAGCCAACCGGGGCUGGGAGGAGGCGGCCAAGGAGAGGCUGAGCCAACUGGGAGUGCUGGAGCUGCUGGAGGAGAAGGAGGGA